Messenger RNA from Scheffersomyces amazonensis, 684 nucleotides. RefSeq lists its product as uncharacterized. The record is from RefSeq and is a predicted model, not a curated record. Bases 1 to 684 code for a protein of 227 amino acids. The transcript is spliced from 2 exons. Lineage: Eukaryota; Fungi; Ascomycota; Pichiomycetes; Serinales; Debaryomycetaceae.
AUGACAGAUACCAACGAAAAUCCAAUCGAUCCAAUCGAUCCAAUCGAUCCUGUCGAUCCUGUUCAUCCAGUGGGUGCAGUAGAUGCAGUAGAUGCAGUAGUUCCAAUCGAUCCAGUCAAUUAUGUGAUGGGGAUUAAUACGCUUAUUACUGAAAUAAGAGAUCUGGAACAAGAUCAUUCCAAUUUGCAUGCUGAAAUAUCUUUGUGUAUUGAUCAGAUGAAUCCCAAUCGUAUAAGUUAUCCUAUCCUAGCGGUUAUAUUAGUAGUUUGCUGUUAUUGGGUCUUCUGGAAUGGGAGUAUAUUCGCUGCAACAAUAUCGGCAUCAAUACUCAUUUGGGAAUUAGUGGUUACGUUAUCAGUGUUCAGCCAUUAUAAAAAGCUUUGCAGAAGAAUUGUACUAGAGAGUAGUAGUGUACUAGAGAGUAGUAGUGUACUAGAGAGUAGUAGUGUACUAGAGAGUAGUAGUGUACUAGAGAGUAGUAGUGUACUAGAGAGUAGUAGUGUACUAGAGAGUAGUAGUGUACUAGAGAGUAGUAGUGUACUAGAGAGUAGUAGUGUACUAGAGAGUAGUAGUGUACUAGAGAGUAGUAGUGUACUAGAGAGUAGUAGUGUACUAGAGAGUAGUAGUGUACUAGAGAGUAGUAGUGUACUAGAGAGUAGUAGUGUACUAGAGAGUAGUAGUUAG